Messenger RNA from Brenthis ino (lesser marbled fritillary), 5559 nucleotides. The record is from the annotation of a GenBank genome assembly. NCBI's taxonomy places the organism in Eukaryota, Metazoa, Arthropoda, Insecta, Lepidoptera, Nymphalidae.
AUGCAAUCAGAUCUAUCAAAAGAAAUAAUUGCAGAACACAAAAUAAGAGGAAAUCGUUCACCUACAGUAGGCGCUUCUCCACGUGGAGAAAAAGAAACAACUUCAUCCUUAUGGGAUAGACAUGAAGAUAUGCUCUUGAAAAAUAUGGCCAAUGCCAAUGAAGUUUCUGGUAGAAGUCUUGGUACGAUACCUGCUGAAUUGAAGCAGUAUUUAGAUCAGCUAAAUAUUUCAAGGUUAUCAAAUGCGCAAAAAUUUUGGAUCGAUAGUAGGCAUUUUACUCCCGUGCUAUCAGAAAUAGCUGUUAAAUAUUUAAUUUCUUCUGCUACAUCUGUAGCAUCUGUACUAGUUGCUUCUACAAUCAAUCUGUUAGUGCCUAAUAAUCGUAGUAGUCAAACAGCUGAACAUAAUAUAAAACAAAGAGUUGUCGGACAAGAGCUGUUAGCGGCGGGACAGUACCAAGCGGCAGUCACAGUGUUAGAAGCUGCACUGAGAAUUGGAUCUUGUUCCUUAAAGUUAAGGGGUUCAGUAUUCAGUGCUUUAUCCUCGGCUCACUGGGCACUCAGUCAACUAGACGCGGCCAUCAACUAUAUGCAACAGGAUCUUGCCGUCGCCAAGUCACUGGGAGACACGGCGGGGGAAUGCCGAGCCCAUGGCAACUUGGGUGCCGCAUACUUCAGCCAAGGGAGCUACAAGGACGCUCUUACUGCACACAGAUACCAACUAGUCUUGGCCAUGAAAUGUAAGGAUACCCAAGCCGCGGCCGCCGCCCUGACCUCUCUAGGGCACGUUUACACAGCCAUAGGCGAUUAUCCCAAUGCACUCGCUAGCCACAAGCAAUGUGUGCAACUUGUGAAGCAAAUGGGUGACCGAUUACAAGAAGCGCGUGAAAUUGGAAAUGUUGGCGCUGUAUAUCUAGCUAUGGGUGAAUUUGAUUCCGCUGUCGACUGCCACACACAACACCUGCGGCUGGCAAGACGGCUAGGCGAUCAGGUGGAAGAGGCGAGAGCGUAUUCUAAUCUUGGUUCAUCAUAUCACUACAGACGAAACUUUUCACAAGCCAUUACUUACCAUGAAAACGUAUUAAGAAUAGCCCAAAACUUAGGCGAUAGAGCGAUAGAAGCGAGAGCAUAUGCAGGUUUAGGUCAUGCAGCAAGAUGCGCCGGUGAUUAUGCGCAAGCAAAGAAAUGGCAUGAAAGGCAGCUGGAUGUCGCAUUAGCGGCUAGGGAUAAGGUUGGCGAAGGCCGCGCUUGCUCGAACCUAGGCAUCGUGUACCAAUUACUGGGCGAACAUGACGCUGCGCUAAAACUACAUCAGGCUCAUCUAUCCAUCGCGAGGCAGCUACAAGACAAAGCGGGCAUGGGUCGGGCAUACGGCAACAUCGGUAACGCGUAUUCCGCUGCGGGUUUCUAUGAACAAGCUAUAAAGUACCAUAAACAGGAACUGACAAUAUCCAAAGAGGUGCAUGACAGGAGUUCCGAGGCCUCGACGCAUGGGAACUUGGCAGUCGCGUACCAAGCACUUGGCGCUCAUGAUAUGGCGCUGUUUCACUAUAGAGCUCAUUUGGGCAUUGCCCGUGAACUAAAAGAUGCAGCAGGCGAAGCUUGCGCCCUCCUCAACUUGGGCAACUGUUUGUCUUCUCGGGGGGAGUUCUCACAGGCUGUUCCUUAUUAUGAGCAGCAUUUGAUGCUCUCUCAGGAACUUGGUGAUGUCAUCGCCGAGGCCAAAGCCUGCCAUUUCCUUGGUUACGCUCAUUAUUGCUUGGGCAAUUACAAGGAAGCUGUUAGAUAUUACGACCAAGACCUAUCUUUAGCAAAGGAUCUCCAAGACAAAAUGAAUAUGGGUCGAGCGUACUGCAAUUUAGGUCUAGCUCAUAUGGCAUUGGGAAAUCUAGAAACAGCUUUAGAAUGCCAAAAGUACUUUUUAGCAAUAGCCCACAUGACUCAACACUUGCAAGGGAAAUUCAGAGCGUUGGGCAAUAUAGGGGAUGUACUGAUUAAAAUGGGAGAUGUGGAAGAGGCGGUUAAAAUGUUCCAGCGACAGCUUGGUUUCGCUAGACAGGCUCGAGAUCGAUCAUUAGAAGCUGCAGCGUGUGGAGCAUUAGGUCUAGCAAGGAGGCUUCAGAGAAGGCUAGAUGCCGCUUUAGGACAUCAUACGCAGGAAUUAACUCUCCGCCAGGAAGCCGGCGACGCGGCAGGCGAGGCGCGCGCUCACUCGCACUUGGGGGCCGUUCAUAUGGCUUUAGGACAUUACUCGCAUGCCGCUAGGUGCUAUCGAGAACAACUAGAAAGAGCACAAGAGCUGCAAGACUGCGCGCUCGAAGCCCAAGCGUAUGGGAACUUGGGCAUCGCGAAGCUCAACAUGGGGCAUUAUGAGGACGCCAUCGGAUACUUAGAGCAGCAACUAGCUAUCUUAGAACGCGUAAACACACCAACCUGCCAGCUCGAUAAGGCUCGAGCACUUGGCUCACUUGGCGACUGCUACGACGCGCUUGGCGACCCGGACGAAGCCGCCAAGUACCACGAACAGCACUUAGCGGCUGCUCUCAAGUUAGACAAUGCAAGAGAACAGGAGCGGGCGUAUCGAGGACUAGGGCUAAGUCACAAAUCGGUCGGCAACCUUCAGCAAGCUCUAGUAUGUCUGGAAAAGCGUCUAGUAGUGUCGCACGAACUUGGUGUUCCCGAAGCGAAGGCUCAAGCGUACGGGGAACUUGGCGCUUUGCACAUCGCCCUCAACAACUUGGAACAAGCUGUGUCUUGUUUGGAACACCAGAAGAGUAUAGCUAAGGAACUAAACAACCAAAUAAUGGAGUCGGAAGCGUGUCACUCGCUGGGCGUGGCGCACCACGCGCUGGGCGACCACGCCGCCGCCGUGCGGCACCACCGCGCAGAGCUCGAGCUCGCACAUCGACUUGGGAUCACUCAUUUACAGGCGCGCGCGUGCGGCGGGCUGGGCGGGGCGCACGCGGCGCUGGGCGCGCACGCGGAGGCCGCGCGCUGGCACGAGUCGCGGCUGCGGCACGCCACCGCCUCCGGUGACACGCGCGGGCGCGCGCACGCGCUGGCGGACCUCGGGCGCGCGCACCUCGCGAUGGGCGCAUGUGGGAGCGCCGUCUCGUACUUGCGGCAAGCACUCGCUGCUACCGAGGGACUCGCUGAUAUUGAUGAAGAGGCCCGAGUACGUCACAGAUUAGGAUUUGCGCUGUGGGCGUCGGGGGAACUAGAAGAAGCGAAGGAGCAACUGCACGCCGCCUUCACUGUACUAGAGUCUGGGCAUGACAAGCAUCGCGAUAGGAAAGCGUCUGCAUUGUAUAAGUCUACGCAACAUGCUUUACAAAGAGUGCUUGUUGAACUGGGACGCAACCACGAAGCACUGAUAGUGGCGGAGCGCGCCCGCAGCCGCGCGCUCGAGCACGCUGCCGACAAGCCCACCAGCACCCUCAACCAGGCCAACCUGGAACUGCAUACUGCUCAGAGCAGAAACAUUGUAGAAGAUUCAAGCAAAGAGCGCUCAGAGCCAUGGAGUCCGUCCACGCUCGACCACAUCCUGGAGGUCGUGAACAAACAGAAGUCCCCUGUCUUAUACUUCAGCAUCGCCGCUGGGAAACUCUACGCCUGGUUAUUACAGCCUCAUAAAGGUAUUCUAAGGUUCCAUCAAACGUGUCUCCUCGAUCAAGCAGAAGACGGAGAUAACAGUCUUCCUGACAUCAGUCCCGAUGAACUUCAAACUAACACAAGUGCUGGUAAAUUAGAACGAUUUAUAAAAGAAUGGUUUGCUUGGCUCAAAACCGCUGAAAGGAGAAGUGAAGAAGACCAGUGGGAUCCUGAAGAUCGACCGAGCACUGGACUCGCCAGGAUGGUAACCAGAAACCAUCUCCUGAACUCAUCGAACUAUUCCUUAAGCUCGCUGUUCAGCGUGGGUUCGGUGGGAGGCUCCGUCGCCGGCUCCGUCGCCAGCUUGCAAGGGUCCACCAGGUCGAGCAUCCACGCGCCGCGCAGGAAGCAGCCGCCGUGGCAGGGCCCGCCCUGCCUCAGCGCGCUCUACCAGAUGCUCAUCGCGCCCUUCGAGGACUUGCUGCCUACGUCUUGUAAUAAUAAUCACGGUCGGCACGCGCGGCGCGGGUGCGGCGGGCGGCGCGAGCUCGUGCUGGCGGCGGAGGGCGCGCUGUACGCGUGUCCGUGGGGCGCGCUGCGCGCCGACGCCGGCGCCGACCCUCUCUGCGAGCGGUACGCGCUGCUGGUGGCGCCCGCGCUCAGGCCGCUCAAGCGGCACGCGCGGAAACCGCAUCAUGAUCAUGGUGCGAACACAGGCGCCAGCGCGAGCGGCGCGGGCGGGGGAGGGGGCGCGGAGGGCAUGCGCUGCCUGGUGGCGGGCGUGCGCUGGGGCGCGGCGCACGCGCUGCUCAAGGAGGCGGAGCUCGUGGCCGACAUGCUGCGGGUCACGCCGCUCAUUGAUUAUCAGGCUUCCAAAGAAGCAGUGUUGGCGCAAUUGCCGCAAGCUGAGUGCGUCCACUUCGCCACGCAUAUCUGCUGGAAAACACCUGGGAUCGUGCUCAGUCCGGGAGAAGUGGUCGACUCGCAAUCCAAAAGAUUGCUCAAUACUAGUGUGGGCAGUGGAGUCGCAGAUACGUCUACUGAAAACGAAGAAGAUAAUGCAGAACUGCCUCCCAGCAAUGAAGAGUUGCCACCAACUUCGGAAUUCAUGCUGACGGCGUCUGAGAUCAUGAAUCUAAAAAUCACUGCUAGAUUGGUGGUAUUAUCGUGUGCGCCGUCGAGCGCGGUGCUGCAGGAGGCGGAGGCGGCGGAGGCGGCGGACGCGGCGACGGCGGCGGGCGAGGGCGUGGCGCGCCUCGGCCGCGCCUUCCUGGCGGCCGGCGCGCACGCCGUGCUCGUGGCGCUGCGCCCCGCGCCGCAGGACACCGCCACCAAGAUACUCUACCGCGCGCUCUACUCCGCGCUCCUGCAGGGCAGCCGGGUCGCCAAAGCGCUGGGCGACGCGAUGCAGACGGUGCGGCACACGAAGCACUUCGCGCACCCCGCGCACUGGGCGGGCCUGGCGCUGCUCGGCGCCAACGCGCGCCUCAGCAACAAGGUGGCGCUGCUCGGCCAGGCGCUCUGCGACCUGCUCGCCGCGCCCGACAAGUGCCGUGACGCAUUACGAGUGUGCCUGCACCUAGUGGAGAAGUCCCUGCAGCGCAUAGUGCGCGGGCAGAAGAACGCGAUGUACACCACGCAGAAGAGCAUCGAGAACAAGGCAGGUGCGGCCGGCGGCUGGCGUGAGCUGCUCAUGAGCGUGGGCUUUAGAUUUGAGCCGGCGGCAAAUGGCAUCCCGUCGAGUGUUUUCUUCCCACAAAGUGAUCCUGAAGAAAGAUUGACGCAAUGCUCCGCCAGUCUUCAAGCUCUGUUGGGGCUGACGCCGACAACGCUGCAAGCGCUGUCGAAGCUGAUCUCGAGCGGCGCGGACGUGGCCGACGACAUCAUCGGCGUGGUGCGCGCCGUCAUCGCGCAGUUCUCCGUCAAGAACGCUGAGACCGACACCAUUGAGGUUGCUGUCAAUGUCAGG